Molecule: messenger RNA, 2415 nt
Organism: Linnemannia hyalina
Lineage: Eukaryota; Fungi; Mortierellomycota; Mortierellomycetes; Mortierellales; Mortierellaceae
Source: the annotation of a GenBank genome assembly
AUGUCCAAGGAAUCACAUCAAACCCCGCCAGGGUUACCACCCCACGACACUCAGUCGACUGCAACUUUACACUCUACAGCAUCCCAGUCCAUCACCAACUCUGCCUUUACCAGAAGUGGCAGAGCAGGCAAUAGGACGGUUCAGCGCUCCUCGAAAGGUAAUAAACGAUCCAUCACCCACGGCUUUUCAGCGAUCGCUGUCGAGGAUAAGGUGGUUCCUUCGGACCUUGCAAGUGGCGAGGCUAGCGAUGGUGUCGAUAACAAGCCAGUCUCCUCCCAGCAUGGACACAAGCGGCACAAACUCUCCAACAAUAUCGACAUCGACCUUGCAGUCUCCAUCAGCGAAGUCAAAAGCCCUGCCUCCAGUGCCCAGCCGUCAGCUCUGCCGGCCAUGCCUCGCUUGGACGUUUUCUCACAAAAUAUCAAACCACCUGCCAUCUUCAUCACCCUGCCAGAGUUCGGUUCCCGCAUUGACACCACUCCCCAACUUGCUUUGUGCAUUGCCUUGCUCCCCAAGGUCAGUGAUCUCACCAACCAGCAAGAGGAUCUCUCGCAGAUUUUGUCCUCUGGCAUUACUGCCCAACGUGCCUGGAUUAAUUAUAUGAAGCAAGACCCUAUUGAGCAAGAGCGUCUGCGUUGGCUAGGGGCUUGCAUGGUAGAUGAGUUUGCAAAGGACGCCUCCAAGUACUCGACCGAGAUUGCCGAGAUGGUACUUAUUGGUCCAGUGCUCGACAACGAGCACUUUCGCAGGUUGCUGUCGUGCACCAUCACGGCAUUCGAUCAGGCUGUGCUUCUGGAUGUUGAUUUGUUGCAAGGUCUGGUGCAGUUGGUCCAGUCUGCUCCAUCCGAGGCUCUGCUUCCUGACGACCUGGUCAAGAUCCUUCGUGUGCUCAGAGUUCGUCUGCAGGACACCCACCAGCAGUCGUCUGUUCAUCCCUUCCAUCUCACGUUGGCUGUCUCGAGGUUGCUUGAUAUUAUGGCGGAGCACAAGGUCAAGGACUUGGAUAGACUUGAAGAGCACGAAGCUCUUUCUGGGGUGUUGCCGGGUUUGAAGGCCAGUUCAGAUCCCUACUUGAUGUAUCAGGCAUGCUAUGCGUUCCAAGCGCUGCAGUAUGUGCCUAAUAAUGAGACUCCGCUGCAGGCCGUUCUCCGACAUUCUACUGGGGUUGUGGAAGGGCUCGUCAAGGUCUCGGCGGUGUUUAAACUGGAUCUGGGAGCAGUUCUCGAGGGACUCGACAAGCUGCAGGAGACCCUCGGAGGUGUCAUUGAGGUUGCUGGUAGUGUCUAUGAUGGUGCCAGUUCGCUGAUGGAGAGUGGCCGAGGCGUGCUUGAGAGCAUGAAGGAGGGGCUUGGGUCUGGUCAGAAGCGUCCGUGGUACACCGCCAUCCGCGCCGCCUACGCCUUUGCUCAAGCCGGCCAACUCAAGGAUCUCAAUGUUCUCAUCUAUGAGGCACCCUGUCGUCGUGAUCCUUUGUUCCAGUGGGGUAUCUGCCAAUUGCUGGGCGAGAUCGCCUCUGACACCAUCUGGGAUACCAGCGUCCGCCUGCACGCCGUCGAUCUUCUUAGAGAGCUGUACAUGACCGAUCCUUUGUGGGGUCAGGAUGAAAGCGUCAGAACUUGGAUGCUAAACAUCAUCCGCCAACUCGGAACCACUACUGACCAGGUCGUCAGUGCUAAUGCUCACACCUUGCUCAAGGACCUCAACCAGGAACAAGACACCACCACCCAUCUUCCCUAUCCUCUCAGGAGCCGUCUCCCUCUGCCUGUAACAUCCCCUACGCUCGCUCGCGUUCAGAAUAUCCCUCCUCUUGAGUACGAUCUCCACGAGCACAAAGUCCUGAGGUUGGAGCAAAGCCGCCUGUCACUUUACAUUCAGCCGUUUGCCAAAGCCAGCCUGAAGGCCAAGGACGAAGACACAUUUCCUCUCCUAGAGAGAGUACUGGAGUUCUUGGCAAGCGAGAGUCAAGUGAUGUUGAUUCUAGGCGACUCUGGGUCUGGGAAAUCGACAUUCAAUCGCCAUCUUGAGCAUCAACUCUGGAUCGACUAUAAGCAAGGCGGACCCAUCCCAUUGUUCAUCAAUCUUCCCGCCAUCAAACACCCAGACGAGGACAUGAUCGGCAAGCAGCUGAGGGCCAACAACUUUAGCGACGACCAGAUCCAGGAGAUGAAGCAGCACCGCCAACUCAUCCUCAUCUGCGAUGGGUACGAUGAGAGUCAGCAACUGGUCAAUUUGCACCGAACCAACAUGCUGAACCAGCCAGGACAAUGGAACACCAAGAUGGUCAUCAGCUGCCGCACCCAGUUCCUCGGACCCUCAUACGUUGAUCGCUUCAAGCCUCAGCCGACAGAUCGCUACGCCGCUGGUCCUCAGGAUCUAUUCCAGGAGGUCGUCAUUGCUUCCUUCUUGCAACUUUAG